This is a messenger RNA of Neoarius graeffei (lesser salmon catfish), 2042 nucleotides long. It is a transcript of the gene stk25a, whose product is annotated as serine/threonine kinase 25a. Gene Ontology annotation, molecular function: protein kinase activity; ATP binding. NCBI's taxonomy places the organism in Eukaryota, Metazoa, Chordata, Actinopteri, Siluriformes, Ariidae. The record is from RefSeq and is a predicted model, not a curated record. Gene Ontology annotation, biological process: protein phosphorylation. Bases 340 to 1620 code for a protein of 426 amino acids. The transcript is spliced from 11 exons.
CCUUUUUGACAAAGCAGUCGUUCAGGAAAGGGGCGUGUCCUCCGGUCAGAGAGAGAUUAAUAAACAUUUAGUAAACAUUCAGUGAGCGUGUUAUGGCCGCUGUGUGCGCUGGACGGGGAGAGGAGAUGAAGCCAGAUUACUCUUCACUCUGCCUGCACAGACAGCCCUGUGACUGAGUGAAGCACACACACAGGUUUCAGUGUGAGAGAGUCUGUGUGUGUGUGCCAACAAAAACAACGGUCCAGACAACGGUGCGUAAAAAGCGGAGAGGAGGAACAGAACCCUUCACCCCAAACCCCCAGAAACACAGCGGAGCUCCAGCACGGUGUGACCGCCGCCAUGGCGCAUCUGCGGGGCCUCGGCAACCAGAACACGCGUGUGGAUCCUGAGCAGUAUUUCAGCAAACUUGAGCGCAUUGGCAAAGGCUCCUUUGGAGAAGUUUACAAAGGAAUCAACAACCACACCAAGGAGGUAGUGGCCAUUAAGAUUAUAGAUCUAGAGGAGGCAGAGGAUGAGAUCGAAGACAUUCAGCAGGAAAUCACAGUUCUCAGCCAGUGCGACAGUCCCUUUGUCACCAAAUACUUUGGCUCCUACCUGAAGGACACCAAGCUGUGGAUCAUCAUGGAGUAUUUGGGUGGUGGCUCUGCUCUAGACAUGCUAAAGCCAGGACCUCUGGAGGAGGCCUACAUCGCCACCAUUCUCCGAGAGAUCCUUAAAGGACUGCACUACCUCCACUCCGAGAGGAAGAUUCACAGGGACAUUAAAGCUGCCAACGUUUUACUAUCAGAGCACGGAGAGGUGAAGCUGGCCGACUUUGGUGUGGCAGGUCAGCUAACAGAUACACAGAUUAAGAGGAACACUUUUGUGGGGACACCAUUCUGGAUGGCUCCUGAAGUCAUUAAGCAGUCUGCAUAUGAUUUUAAGGCUGACAUCUGGUCAUUGGGUAUCACAGCCAUCGAGCUGGCUAAAGGAGAACCCCCAAACUCAGACCUGCAUCCCAUGAGAGUUCUGUUCCUCAUACCCAAGAACAACCCACCCACUCUAGAGGGCAACCACAGCAAGGCCUUUAAGGAGUUUGUGGAAGCGUGUCUUAACAAAGACCCACGGUUUAGACCAACAGCCAAAGAGCUGCUUAAGCAUAAAUUCAUCACUCGCUACACCAGGAAAACAUCCUACUUAGCAGAGCUGAUCGACCGUUACCGCCGCUGGAAAUCUGAGGGCCAUGGGGACCAGGAGUCCAACUCCGAUGACUCUGACAUGGAGGGCGAGGACUAUGUAGCAGAUCUGAGUCCGAGGUGGACGUUCCCUCCCACCGUAAGACCCAGUUCCAUGAACAAACUUCAGAGAGGGAAUAACAAUGCAGAGAGUAAGACAACAGACGUGAUGAAGAGACAACCCAAAUCCUCCUCGCUCACGACACUCCUCAUGCCCGUCUUUCGAGAGUUAAAAGAAAAACGACGUGUGACUGGAGGCAGUGUGUGCGCUUUAGAGGAGCUGGAGAACGCCUUUAACCUGGCAGAGGAGUCAAGUCCGGGAAUCUCAGACCGUUUACUCACACAAGUGAUGGAGAGAGUGUGCAGGUUUACACUGAACGGGAACACAACCCCUCCAAAGCGAUGAGCUCUCCGAGAGAACAAUCUGGAUUCAUUCAGACCAUCGACCUCCUGUUCAACAGUCCUGGAUCUUUUCAUCAUUGCCACCCAUCUUUUUAUUUCAUUAUUAUUGCACAUUACGAUGUGUUCCAACUCUUUUCUUUGUAAAAUACUGAUUGCUUUUAAAAAGUUAAGAUCUGUGUAUUGCAGGACAUGUUAAACUUCACCAUAUUAAAUAAACCGCAAGGACACAGAUAUAUGGAGCAGUUUUGUUUUGUAGAACAGAAACCAAGGCGUUAUGAAGACCAUUCCCCCCAAAAAAAAUUCAAGCUCAGAACCCAAUUAAUACCAGUUUUGUUUUUAUUAUUAGUUAUCUCUUUUAAAUGUAAUGACAUGGACCUGACUACAGCAACAUGCUACACAAUAAAUAUGAGCAAUGUGCAACAGAAA